ACAGUAUCUUAGUUCCCUGACCAGGGAUUGAACCCGGGUCCUCGGCAGUGAAAGCGGGGAGUCCUAACCACUGGACCGCCAGGGAAUUCCCUCAUGCUCCGUUUUGAAGGUGGUCUGCCAAAACGAGAGGGCCACAUGUACAAAGGCAGAAAUACAUGGAAUAACAACAUGCUGUCAUCAGAUUCGCAUUUUAGAGAGAUGACUGGCCUCAGUGGAGAGAGUGGACUGAAGGGGGAGAGAAUGGAGGCAGAGAGUUGUGAAAAGCAGUCUUUGGGUCUUGGCUGCGUCGGCCAGCAGAUACCUUUUCUCAGCAUUGGUCUCUCCUGACUUACAUUUGGCCAACGCAUCGCCUCUCCGGGUUCUCCCUCCCUCCUCCUCCCCGAGGGCAGGCAGGCGGGCGGGCGGGCGGGGAAGCGAGGAGAGGGGUGGCCCUGCCUGGGUGGUCUCCUGCCCCGCCCCCCGCGGCGCCGUUGCCUAGCAACGGAUCCAGCCGCGCAGCUCCGGGUAAUUUGCCGGCGACUAAGCCAAAGGGAGGGCGUAGCCCCGGCCCUUCCCUUUUUCUUGGACUACAGACGCCUCCUCGGCACUGCGGUCGCCACCUCGAGCCGCGCCGGGCGUCGCGUAGCUGUUCCUGCACGCGGGACCGACUCCGGCUCGGCGCCCCGGGCCCGCACCGCCCUACACUCCUACAGCUCACGGACGCCACUGUACACCCGUACCCGCGGCUAAGCGGCCCCACUGAAUUCCGACGCGGGACCUCGCGGUACGCGGGACCAGGCCAGCCUAUGGGGGCUCCCAGAUAACGCGAGUUGGGGGCGCCCAUGCCCCCCAUCCCUGCCAGCAUGGCUCGGCCGCCACCCCUCGGGGAGCUGCCCCCGGGCUACACACCCCCAGCUCGAUCUGCAGCACCCCAGAUCCUAGCUGGGAGCCUUCAGGCUCCACUCUGGCUUCGUGCUUACUUCCAGGGCCUGCUCUUCUCUCUGGGCUGCGGGAUCCAGAGACACUGUGGCAAAGUGCUCUUCCUGGGACUUUUGGCCUUUGGGGCCCUAGCACUGGGUCUCCGCGUGGCCAUCAUUGAGACAGACCUAGAACAGCUCUGGGUGGAAGCGGGCAGCCGGGUGAGCCAAGAGCUGCAAUACACCAAGGAGAAGCUGGGGGAGGAGGCUGCAUACACCUCCCAGAUGUUGAUACAGACCCCGCGCCAGGAGGGGGAGAAUGUCCUCACGCCUGAGGCACUUGGCCUCCACCUCCAGGCAGCCCUCACCGCCAGUAAAGUGCAAGUAUCACUCUAUGGAAAGUCCUGGGAUUUGAACAAAAUCUGCUACAAGUCAGGAGUUCCCCUAAUUGAAAAUGGAAUGAUUGAGCGGAUGAUUGAGAAGCUGUUUCCCUGCGUGAUCCUCACCCCCCUCGACUGCUUCUGGGAAGGAGCCAAACUCCAAGGGGGCUCUGCCUACUUGCCGGGCCGCCCCGACAUCCAGUGGACCAACCUGGAUCCAGAGCAGCUGCUGGAGGAGCUGGGCCCCUUUGCCUCCCUUGAGGGCUUCCGGGAGCUGCUAGACAAGGCACAGGUGGGCCAGGCCUACGUGGGGCGGCCCUGUCUGCACCCUGACGACCUCCACUGCCCAUCUAGUGCCCCUAACCAUCACAGCAGGCAGGCUCCCAAUGUGGCUCAGGAGUUGAGCGGGGGCUGCCAUGGCUUCUCCCACAAGUUCAUGCACUGGCAGGAGGAACUGCUGCUGGGAGGCCUGGCCAGAGACCCCCGAGGACAGCUGCUGAGGGCGGAGGCCCUGCAGAGCACCUUCCUGCUGAUGAGUCCCCGCCAGCUCUAUGAGCACUUCCGGGGCGACUACCAGACGCACGACAUCGGCUGGAGCGAGGAGCAGGCCAGCACGGUGCUGCAGGCCUGGCAGCGGCGCUUCGUGCAGCUGGCGCAGGAGGCCCUGCCUGGGAACGCGUCCCAGCAGAUCCACGCCUUCUCCUCCACCACCCUGGAUGACAUCCUGCACGCCUUCUCUGAAGUCAGCGCUGCCCGCGUGGUGGGAGGCUACCUGCUCAUGCUGGCCUACGCCUGCGUGACAAUGCUGCGGUGGGACUGUGCUCAGUCCCAGGGUGCCGUGGGCCUCGCCGGGGUGCUGCUGGUGGCCCUGGCGGUGGCCUCGGGCCUCGGGCUCUGCGCCCUGCUCGGCAUCGCCUUCAAUGCCGCCACUACCCAGGUACACCAAGACUGUGGGGCAGACUUGGGGGCCGACGGCCCAGGCUGCUCGGUUCCUCCAGCUGCCCGCCCCGUGCCCCUCCAGGUGCUGCCCUUCUUGGCACUGGGCAUUGGCGUGGAUGACAUAUUCCUGCUGGCACAUGCCUUCACAGAGGCUCCACCUGGCACCCCUCUCCAGGAGCGCACAGGUGAGUGUCUGCAGCGCACAGGCACCAGCGUUGCACUCACAUCCAUCAACAACAUGGUCGCCUUCUUCAUGGCUGCCCUAGUUCCCAUCCCUGCACUGCGGGCCUUCUCCUUGCAGGCGGCAGUAGUGGUUGGCUGCAACUUUGCAGCCGUGAUGCUUGUCUUCCCAGCGGUCCUCAGCCUGGACCUGCACCGGCGCCACUGCCAGCGCCUUGAUGUGCUCUGCUGCUUCUCUAGCCCCUGCUCUGCUCGGGUGAUUCAGAUUCUGCCCCAGGAGCUGGGGGAUAGGACAGUACCAGUGGGCAUUGCUCACCUGACUGCCACUGUUCAGGCAUUUGCACACUGUGAAGCCAGCAGCCAGCAUGUGGUCACCAUCCUGCCUCCCCAAGCCCACCUGGUGCCCCCACCUUCUGACCCACUGGCCUCUGAGCUCUUCAGCUCAGGAGGGUCAACACGGGACCUUCUAGGCCAGGAGGAGGGGACAAGGCAGAAGGCAGCCUGCAAGUCCCUGGCCUGCGCCCGCUGGAAUCUUGCCCAUUUCGCCCGAUCUCAGUUUGCACCCUUGCUGCUCCAGUCCCACACCAAGGCCAUGGUGCUGGUACUUUUUGGGGCUCUUCUGGGCCUGAGCCUCUAUGGAUCGACCUUGGUGCAGGAUGGGCUGGCCCUGACAGAUGUGGUGCCUCGGGGCACCAAGGAGCAUGCCUUCCUGAGCGCCCAGCUCAGGUACUUCUCUCUGUACGAGGUGGCCCUGGUGACACAGGGUGGCUUUGACUACGCCCACUCCCAACGCGCCCUCUUUGAUCUGCACCAGCGCUUCAGUUCCCUCAAGGCGGUGCUGCCCCCACCGGCCACGCAGGCACCCCGCACCUGGCUGCACUAUUACCGCAACUGGCUACAGGGAAUCCAGGCUGCGUUUGACCAGGACUGGGCUUCUGGGCACAUCACCCGCCACUCAUACCGCAAUGGCUCUGAGGAUGGGGCCCUAGCCUACAAGCUGCUCAUCCAGACCGGGGAUGCCCAGGAGCCUCUGGAUUUCAGCCAGCUGACCACAAGGAAGCUGGUGGACAAGGACGGGCUGAUUCCACCUGAGCUCUUCUACAUGGGGCUGACCAUGUGGGUGAGCAGUGACCCCCUGGGUCUGGCAGCCUCACAGGCCAACUUCUACCCCCCACCUCCCGAGUGGCUGCAUGACAAGUACGACACCACCGGGGAGAACCUUCGCAUCCCCGCGGCCCAGCCCCUGGAGUUUGCCCAGUUCCCCUUUCUACUGCGCGGCCUCCAGAAGACUGCAGACUUCGUGGAGACCAUUGAGGGGGCCCGGGCAGCGUGUGCCGAGGCAGGCCGGGCCGGGGUGCGCGCCUACCCCAGCGGCUCCCCCUUCCUCUUCUGGGAGCAGUAUCUGGGCCUGCGGCGCUGCUUCCUGCUGGCAGUCUGCAUCCUGCUGGUGUGCACUUUCCUCGUCUGCGCCCUGCUGCUGCUCAACCCCUGGGCAGCUUCCCUCAUAGUACUGGUCCUGGCAGUGAUGACCGUGGAGCUCUUUGGCAUCAUGGGUUUCCUGGGCAUCAAGCUGAGCGCCAUCCCCGUGGUGAUCCUUGUGGCGUCUGUAGGCAUUGGUGUCGAGUUCACGGUCCAUGUGGCUCUGGGCUUCCUGACCUCCCAGGGUAGCCGGAACCUCCGGGCUGCCCGGGCCCUAGAGCACACAUUGGCCCCGGUGACCGAUGGGGCCAUCUCCACAUUGCUGGGUCUGCUCAUGCUUGCUGGUUCCAACUUUGACUUCAUUGUGAGGUACUUCUUCGUGGUGCUGACAGUACUCACACUCCUAGGCCUCCUCCAUGGGCUCGUGCUGCUGCCUGUGCUGCUGUCCAUCCUGGGCCCCCCACCAGAGGUGGUACAGAUGUACAAGGAGAGCCCAGAGGUCCUGAGCCCACCAGCUGCACAAGGAGGAGGGCUCAGGUGGGGGGUAGCCCCCACCCUUCCCCAGAGCUUUGCCAGAGUGACUACCUCCAUGACCGUGGCCCUCCGCCCACCUCCACUGCCUGGUGCCUACAUCCACCCAGCCUCUGAAGAGCCUACUUGGUCCCCUGCUGCCACACCAGCUGCCAGUGCCUCCAGCAACCUUAGUUCUAGGGGACCAUGUCCAGCCAUCUGAUGAAAGAGCAGCUGAAGCAUGGAGACCCCGUUCAGGCCACAUGAAGGCACUGGGAAGCCGUGGGGUGUUACUGAACGCAGGGCAGACUCCUGGGGAGCCCUGCUGCUGCUGCUGUCUGCCUCCAUCCCCUCCCCGACCCAGCCAUCACAGACCUCCCUGGGAUCCACACAAAACCACCACCCUCUAGGCUGUGAGCAGCCUUGCACACCCGGGUGCUCCGUGCCUGUGCCCAUGCCCGGGUGGGGUGAAAGCCAGCAAGCACUUCAGGCUGCGGUGCAGCCCUGUCCCCCCUCCCACCCCACCCUGCUGCCCCCAGCAGACCAAGCCUGAGGGAUCCUCUAGCACCCUUCACCAGUCCUGGUCCCCCACUGCUUGCUGAGUCCUGGGUAGGCUCUCUGUAUCCCUGCCCACCUCUCACCACAUAAAUUAUUUAUA
Balaenoptera ricei (Rice's whale) is the source of this 4982-nucleotide messenger RNA. RefSeq names its product patched 2 (gene PTCH2). Gene Ontology annotation, biological process: smoothened signaling pathway. Gene Ontology annotation, cellular component: plasma membrane. The record is from RefSeq and is a predicted model, not a curated record. Bases 822 to 4547 code for a protein of 1241 amino acids. NCBI's taxonomy places the organism in Eukaryota, Metazoa, Chordata, Mammalia, Artiodactyla, Balaenopteridae. The transcript has 22 exons. Gene Ontology annotation, molecular function: hedgehog receptor activity; hedgehog family protein binding; smoothened binding.